AAAAGAAGAGAAAAAAAAAAAUUGAAAAUAUUUUGUUGAUUACUUUAUACCGAAACUUCCCGAACUACGCAAAGAUCUGAUUCAUGUCCCGGCAUGAUACGUAGGCAACCCAAGUUGGGUUCGAUCGAAUUAUUUUCAAAAAUCAAAAAGAGUAGUGAAAGAGCGGAGAAGAAAAAAAGAGUGGAAAGAAAAAGAGAGAUAAUCAUAAGAAAGAAAAGAAAGGAAAGAGAGCGAGUGAAUCGAGAGGCGUGGAAAUGAAAAAUGAAAGAGAGAGGAUGGCCAAAUCGAGCAGGAACUGGGAUGAUGCCAAAAUGACAUUAUUAACCUUAGAGUCAUUCUAGAACUGAUAAUUGUGAAUAUGUGCAUUGCACGCAAUUCCCUAACCCAUAUUUUUUUUUCAUGAUGUUCGAUCAAAGAAAGUGGUUGGUUUGUGGUACACUGGCAACACACAUCCACUUCACUAGAUCAAAAGGAAGUGUGCCAAUGUCGAGCAAAAAUGAACUCCCAAUAGUCAAUACUGAGGAAAGACAAGGACAUGGUCAACAUGAAUCAACCGUUGUUGAGGAAAAUAGGUUGUUGAGGCAACGCAUGGUGGGGAUGUUACAAGAAUGGUCGAAUGGUAGGCAACCGCCCCAGGCAAUCCUUAGUUUUUCUGACAUCACGCCUAUGGAACAUCCAUAUACUCAGGCCUCACUCUCCAUGUCAGAAGAUCUAGUGUACCUUUCUGGGUUUGCUCAUGGUCUGGGUGACUAUACCAAUUUGCCUAACAUCACUGAAACCUCCACAAGUCGUCCUCCAAGGGUGCAAAUCAGGACUGAUAUUCAGGGUAUCGCAACAGCGCCGCCCGUUUAUACGUUCUCGGAGCCUAAUCCUAUGGUUGUGACAACUACUGUGUCAGUUGACAUGAUUCCCCAACCCACUAUGGUGCAAAGACAAAAUCAUGUGUCACAAUUUGUUACCCGUCAAGAUCAGUACUACCCUUCGGAUUUCACAUUCAUGGGCCUAGAUCCUCAUCACUCCAUUUCACAGUUUAAUUCUCUUAUUGACAUUGAGAGACCGGCGAAAAAUGCUGAACAUGAGGACAUGGCUGGAAAAAUGAAAAGCCUGGAACAAGCUAUGAAGAACUUACAAGGAUUGGGAGGUUAUAAAAGUGUCUCGUUUAGAGAUUUGUGCAUGUUUCCCGACGUUCAUCUACCCCUCGGAUUCAAGGUCCCAAAGUUUGACAAAUACGAUGGACAUGGUGAUCCUAUGGCCCACUUGAAGAGGUAUUGUAAUCAAUUGAGAGGAGCUGGGGGUAAGCAAGAGUUGCUUAUGGCCUACUUCGGUGAGAGUUUGACGGGUUUAGCCUCAGAAUGGUUCAUUGAUCAAGACGUCACUAAGUGGCAUAUUUGGGAUGACAUGGCUCAAGAAUUUGUGCAGCAAUUCCAAUACAAUAUAGACUUAGUUCCUGACAAGAAGUCUCUGAUCAAUUUGAAGAAGAAAACUACAGAAAAUUUCAGGGAAUUUGCCAUCAGGUGGCGGGAGCAGGCUGCAAGGGUGAGACCACCGCUGAAAGAAAGCGAGGUUGUGGAGACUUUUAUCCAAGCACAAGAUGAAGAAUAUUAUUAGCACAUGCUCCCUGCCUUAGGCAAAUCAUUUGUUGAAGCCAUCAAAAUGGGGGAGAUGAUAGAAGAUGGGAUUAGAACAGGACGUAUUGUGAGUUUUGCUACCUUUAAAUCCACCACACAUGCAAGUGAAAGUCGGUUAAGAAAUCUUGGGAUAGAGAGAGAUGGAAAUUCUGAUGUUGCAAUGAUUGGAUCUGGACAAGGUCAAGGUCCGAGGGGCCGCCAUCGUCAAUAUACUCAGCCUCAACGUCGAUCACCAAAUUACACACAAUGGCGAGCAGCAACACCACAAAACCCUCAUCCGUCUCCACAAAAUUUUCAAGCAUCAUAUAAUCCCCAUUCGAGGCAGGAGUACGGCAAGAGACAGAGGCCAAGGGAUAAUUUUACACCGAUUGGGGAAUCUUAUACGAGCUUGUUCCAGAAAUUGAGACAUUUGGGCAUGAUCACUCCUCUAAUCGGGUAUACUCCUGACCCGCAUUCAAAAAGUUUUGAUCCGACCGUAUGAUGUGCAUAUCAUUUUGAUAUUCAGGGACACAGUACUGAAGACUGUCGCACUUUAAAAAGAGAAAUAGAAAGAAUGAUUCAAGAAAAACUGAUUGUGGUACAGGACAGCGACAUUCCAAGUGUCGCAGAGAAUUCUUUAAUGGCACAGGAUGAUACACACUUCGUAGCAAUGAGCGAGUUAGCCAAAGGGACCCAAAACCUAUUUGUUGAGGAUAAUGUAUUCAACAUUGGUGAAGUUCGUUUUGACGCUCUUUCUAUUAUCCGGAUUAUUCAGGGUUGUAAUCUGGAUUUUACUUUGCUUUGUUUUGAUGUUCGAACCCUUCUAUCCUUUUUGUUUAAUGAAAAAAAAAGUUUUUGUUUUUGUUAAAUUUUUAAUUCAUUUUGUUUAGUUUUCUUUUGUGCAGUUUGUUUCAGGCUGGUUCUAGUGACAUGGCAUGCAUGCAGAUUUUUGGUCAAAUCUUAAAACCUGAUCUAGCCAGGGGACAAAUGCACCAAAACUUGAAAAUUGUGAAGAAGAACAUUUGAGGAAACAAGCAGAGACAAGUAUGAAGGAAAAGUGAGAGACAAUAUCCAAUAAUACAUUUGUUGUGAAGAGAUACCAUAUGAUUUUCAUUUCUCAUUCUCAAAUCGCAUGUUUUGUACUUGACAUUUUUAAGGAUUGGUAUGACGAAGGCAUUUCAUUUUGCUAUCUAAAUGUUGUGUCACCAUUUGCUACCCCUGUUGAACCUUAGUUUUAUUUUCUUUCAUACCCCUCUUUUGGAAUCAAAGUACAGUAAAAAAAAAAAGACGGAAGAGAAAAAGGAAAAGGUAAGGAGAAAGUCAAAUGAAGAUAAAAGAGUUGAAAAAAAAAAGAAAAAAAAAAAGGAAAAAAAAAGAAAAAAAAGAAAGGCCAAAAAAAAAAAAAAAAAAAAAAAAAAAAAAAAAGAGAGAAGCACACAAGAAAUGAGCUUCCGGAACUACGUCUGACCUGAUUCUUGUCUCGACAAGAUACGUAGGCAACCCUAUUCUGGGGUUCGGUCCAACCAAAUAAGAUUCGAAAUUUCCCGUUUCAAAGAAACUGGGACAGAAGUUAUUUUUUCUUUUGAGUCGAUUCCAAAAGUUGUAAGUCUCACCCUUAUUAUUUUUGUGUUGUCUUCGAGCCUCCACGCCAUCCUUUCUUUUCAACCCUAUCCAAAGCCACGUUACAACCAAAGAAAAGACCUUCAGAUCAAUCAUUGAGAAUGUCAAGGCUGAGCACGCUAUGAGUACAAGAUAUUUGCUAACGAGCAUCACCUGUCUGCGUAAGCAUAAGACAAUGAAGAGUUGAGAGAAAUGAAAAUGAGAGUCUCUCACUGGUGAAAACCUUCACAGGCACCAUAAGGCGACGGUGAGUUGAGAGAAUGAAAAUGAGAGAGUCUUACUGGUGAAAGCCUUCACAGGCACUAUAAGGCAAUGAAGAGUUGAGAGAAAUGAAAAUGAGAGUCUCUCACUGGUGAAAGCCUUCACAGGCACCAUAAAGCAAUGAAGAGUUGAGAGAAAUGAAAAUGAGAGUCUCUCACUGGUGAAAACCUUCACAGGCACCAUAAGGCGACGGUGAGUUGAGA
Messenger RNA from Lycium ferocissimum, 3691 nucleotides. RefSeq lists its product as uncharacterized. The coding region runs from base 400 to 1608 and encodes 402 amino acids. The record is from RefSeq and is a predicted model, not a curated record. NCBI's taxonomy places the organism in Eukaryota, Viridiplantae, Streptophyta, Magnoliopsida, Solanales, Solanaceae. The transcript is spliced from 2 exons.